Messenger RNA from Uranotaenia lowii, 1940 nucleotides. RefSeq names its product zinc finger protein 267-like. Gene Ontology annotation, cellular component: nucleus; chromosome. Bases 486 to 1646 code for a protein of 386 amino acids. The record is from RefSeq and is a predicted model, not a curated record. Gene Ontology annotation, biological process: regulation of transcription by RNA polymerase II. Gene Ontology annotation, molecular function: zinc ion binding; chromatin insulator sequence binding. NCBI's taxonomy places the organism in Eukaryota, Metazoa, Arthropoda, Insecta, Diptera, Culicidae. The transcript has 5 exons.
UCUUACCUGUGCUAAUUCUUCCGUGUUGGAAGAAAAAUUCCCGUCGAACUGUCUAGCCCUUUUACCUUGAUGUACGCAAAUUGAGCGAUUCCUGGCGCGAAAAAAAUCUCUAGUGGGUAAACAAUGGUGUUUCGGAAGCACUGAAAUACAUGCCGUUGCCUGAAAACACCGAAACAACCGCCCACCGCCCCCUCCACCCAUCAUCGUCAUCAAUGUUUUGGCGGGGAAAGAGACGAGAACCGUCAUCAUUGGCGGGGAAAGAGACGAGAACCGUCAUCAUUGGCACGCGAGGCAGCGGGCGCGUUUCAAAAACGCGCGAAAACUGGACCUGUUGUGGCGGGAAAAUUAUGGCGUCGUCUCUCUCUCGGUUGCGGAUUUGGUAUGAACCAUGGUCAUUACAACCCCCUUUGGUAUGAACAAUCGUGUUCUAGUUCUAAUUCCGGAAGUUUGAUUUCUGGAAUCACCUAAAUUGAUGUGGAUUCGGAAUGGAUCUGGACCAACUUCUGAACCGCUGUCGGCUCUGUUUGAAACAACACGAAACCUAUCGCAUCAUAUUUUUCGACAAUUUCAACGAGGAUGAAUUUUACAAGAUUCUGGACUUGAAUCUGUGCCAAAAUGAUCGGCUCUCGAACUUGAUCUGCGAUAGCUGCUACGAUCUCGUAGAACGGUUCCAAAUUUUUAAGAUUUCUGCGGGCCGGAAUCAGGCGUAUCUCAUAGCGUUGCUGGAAGCUGAUUACAAGAAGCCGGUGUCUGGUCCAAUCAACAAAUUGGAACCGACACAAAUUGACGAAGUUUGUAUAGAAAUAAGGUCUGACUCCGAUUCUGAGGACACUUGUGAUGCAAAUGUCCAGCAGCCGGUCGCAUUACUGCCAACUAUUACUCAAGAUAUAACCCAUGACUUGGAAAGCCCUGUAAUUCGUUCCGCCAAUCAACAAGUUUCACCUGAAGACGAUAGAGAUUCCUUGAUUGAAGUUUUAGAUUCUCAGCAUGAUGAUGAUCCACAAGAAGAGACUGAAACACACUCCGUUCGACAAGCACUGAGUACCCCCAGUGAACAGGACUCCAGCAGUCAAGGCCCUUACAAAUGUAAAACUUGCAACAAAGAAUUUCAGUUGGAAUAUAAUUUAAUAAGACACACUAAACUCCACACAGAAAAAAAGCCACUGUGCAAAAUUUGUAACAAGCUCAUUUCUCGCCGGUAUUUCACCGAACAUUUGCAAAAACAUGUGAAAGCUAUGAAGCACAACGGUACAGGAAUGCUGAAAGGUAUUAAAAAAGUUCCCCAGCAAAGACGUUUCCCAAUGUCUGCUCGAACCAUUAAGCUUGAACCGGGAAACCCGUCGUCCGCUCAAGUAGUGGCACCAGCUUUGAGAAUCGUUCGUCGACAGCCACCGGGGCAACAUGUUUGUGAAAUCUGUAAAAAAAUCAUGCCCACCGCCCAUAGCUUGAAAAGACAUACCUACAUCCACAAGCAUGCAAAACCGGUGUGCAAAAUUUGCCACAAACAAAUCUCAAUCCGAUAUUUCACGGAACAUCUGAAGAGACACCUUAGCAAGGGUGAUAAAUAUUGUGAAGUGUGCGGUAAAAAAUUUGUGAACGAACGCUGUCUAGAGAAACAUAGACUCAAGCACGAUAACGAUAAAUAAGUCUUGAUUCGAAUAUCAAAAGGCACACAUUUUAAAGAAAUUAUUUUUCACUGAACUAAGAUUAUUUCCAUAUUCACAAUUCACAACUGAUUUGAUUGAAAUGCAUCAAGGGCUCUCAGAACCAAAACUGAAAAGAAGCUGGCUUCAGCGUCAAGUAAAAAAAAUCAGAUAACAUGAAAACUGUAUUUAUAAAAUAUCCAAACUCGGACUUCCUACAGCGUCCAUACAAAGUAUGGCCUUUUAGUUAUUAAUAUAAGAAAUUUCUGCUAAGUAAAUGUGAAAUUUCGGAAACAA